AUGACUGAGGAUGAAGCUAAAUAUUGGGCGAGUACAUCACCUAUAACAAAGUGUGAUACAUCUAAUCAGUUUUCAACGAUAAAAGAUAUUUCUCCUGAUGUUUUAUCACCUGAUGGUCUGUAUUUUAAAACUAAUAAUGAAAUAAAUACAGAAAUGGAAGAUCAUUUAUCAUUAUCACCUAAACAAGUAAUUGAAACACAAGAGAAACAAAUGUUAGAAAAAGACGGAAUACGUCAAAAAUCUGAUGUGUUUCAAUUGAAUGAAAACAUGGAAUCGGAUGAAAGUUAUCAUGAAAAAAGUAUGAGUUUUUUUGAUCGAUUGCUUCAUCAAUUAACAAGACCAUCAGCUUCAGAAUUGGAUUACAACGAUAAUCAAGUCUUUUCAGAAGUCAAUCACAAUGAAUCAAUCAAUAAUGGAAAUCAAUCCAGCAAUAAUAUUUCAAUCUUCGGUACUAUUCGAUCGUUUAUUGGAGAACUCAACGAAGAAAAAGAUUAUAUUAUAGGAACAAUCGAUGAACAAACAUUAGUUAAUCGAAGGCAAAGUCGAAAAGCGAAGUCUAUAAUAUCAUUAGUUAUAAAAAACCAAGCGCCUUAUAGUUGA
Messenger RNA from Rotaria socialis, 600 nucleotides. The record is from the annotation of a GenBank genome assembly. Lineage: Eukaryota; Metazoa; Rotifera; Eurotatoria; Philodinida; Philodinidae.